Messenger RNA from Chinchilla lanigera (long-tailed chinchilla), 2378 nucleotides. It is a transcript of the gene Ttc9, whose product is annotated as tetratricopeptide repeat domain 9. The record is from RefSeq and is a predicted model, not a curated record. Gene Ontology annotation, molecular function: protein binding. The transcript is spliced from 5 exons. Lineage: Eukaryota; Metazoa; Chordata; Mammalia; Rodentia; Chinchillidae. Bases 1 to 876 code for a protein of 291 amino acids.
AUGAGUUAUUCCAUGAGUGAUCUGACCACCCAUGGGAUUCACUGGCAUGUGCUCAGGGACUACCUGUUAGGAAAGAAGGGGUUUGAUGACCCGGAGCCACAGGACCAUGAGGACCCGACAGUGGCUGAGGCCGUCAUCUUUUUCCUCUGUGAGGUCAUACUGUUUCCUGAUGCCCAAAUCCUACAUGUCUUUCAAGGUCCUCACAUGGUACCUACUCCCCAAGCCUCCCAAACCACCGCUCCUCAAAACGCGCCCUCUGCCCACUGCGCUCUUCCUGACAGCACUGUCCCUGGCUCCCGGGUGACACCUUCCCGUCGCGAGCGGUCUAGUGACUCUGUUGGCGGGUGUCGUGUGUCUCCCCCGGCGCACUGGGAGUUUCUGGGACACGGACACGCGCACACACACGCACACACACGCACACACAGGCCCCGGGACGCCACGCCUCGCCCGCCGACGUGGGCACCGUGCUCUGGCGCCCGGAGACACACCUCAGCCACAGCCCGCACCCGCGAGAGGCAGGACCUGCCCCUUGGGACCGGGCACGCCCGCGCGGUGGGCGUCUGCGCCCGCUGCCCCCGCUUCCCGCGGAAUCUCGGCGUCACAUCUGUGGAAGCCUGCCUGCUCCAAGCUGAGCUGGUGAACUAUGAGCGAGUCAAGGAGUACUGCCUCAAAGUCCUGAAAAAGGAAGGGGAGAACUUCAAGGCCCUGUAUCGGUCUGGUGUGGCCUUCUACCACCUUGGGGACUAUGACAAAGCACUCUACUACCUGAAAGAAGCAAGGACCCGACAACCAACAGACACCAAUGUGAUUCGGUAUAUCCAGCUGACCGAGAUGAAGCUCAGCAGAUGCUCCCAGAGAGAGAAGGAAGCCAUGUAACUAGAGGGCCUCUGCAGAGCUGCACCCAUCCUGACCGAGGACUAACAGGCACCCCCGGUGGACGGCCUGCCCAGCUCUGUCCCUCUCCCCCGACUUCUGCCACCUUCCCCUUCGUCCUCCCGUCCCCCCAACUCUUUGUGUACUCCUAAUGUGAAAAGAAGGUGAAAAGCACACUUGGAACCUGUGAGGUCCCAGACGGGGAGUCCCCCGUUCUCCCGCAGGUCAGUGACGGAAGGCGCCUAACUUCUGCUGGGACAGCUGCCAAGGCGUCUCAUGGGCUGGGGACGCCACCGUGGCUUUGACUUUGGCCAGAGCUUCUGUCGGGGGCAGAGCCUGGCAGGUGUACCACCCCACAGACAGCGGGCGUGGCGCCUACCGUCUGGACCCUUCCGUACCUUUCUGAUGGACCACGGCGUCUCGAGGCAAUUGUAACAAAGCCAGGGAUGGCGCCGGCACCAGAAGCACUGGACGGGCCGACAUAGAGACUGACUUUACACACUGGCACACCACCACGCCCUCCAGGACCUCGGCCCCGCCACCUCCCCCACUUGUUGUCUUGGCUUGUGCUCUCUUCUCUCCCUCCCGGGGAUCCGAAUCUCUGCCAGGAUUCACAUGCCAUAACCACCCACUCUCGGUGCCCUUUGCUGACCACACAUACCAGCUCCCAGCCAGUAGGCAGCUGUGACCACAGAAGGACAGGGUGAAGCGGGCCAAGGGUGGGGCAGGGCAGCCCUGCAGGUGACGAUGCCCAAGGACAAGGGCAUCGUGUAAGCUGGGGGAUUGGACUAGGGACUAAGCAAGUGUAAAUAAAAAUCAACUUAUGGGCGGAAGUUCCGUCACUUCUGUUGAAAGCAGCCCACUCCUCCACUUUUCCUUCUGUCCCAAGCUGCAGUCGGAGCUGCUUACGGCCAGGAAGCAUGGGUCUUCCCUGACAGUGCCUGGCCACUUGUCCGGUGCUGUAUACAAUGCUGGCUACAGCGUUUGUGCUUUCCAAUGUGGGCCGGGAGUGUGGAGACAGCCCUGGGCGUUGGCUUUGUGAGAACUUGUACAGCCUCUUUCUGAUAAAAUUAGCUGAACUCAAUAUCUAGCACAUAGAAUGUGUUCAACAAAUAUUUGUUGAAUGAAUAAAUUAUGACUGCAGACUGACUCUCCUGCCUUACACUAAUUUUAUCCUGGCCUAGUCUCCAGAUAUCUAUGCUCUUAUGCUAUGCCUUGUUAUUUCAGUCAAAUGAGAGACGGUUCUUGAGGGCUUACUGUUCACCCACUCUAGUGCAAUAUUAUUGCUGUGGGAUACAGGAUCUCAUCCUGGUCUCCCAGGAGAUGGAAAUGCAUAUGAGAUUAUUACCAAUGACAUCUUUAACUUAUAUGAUGCUUAAACAUUUUCAGAGCACUUUCAUGUAUUUUUUGUGUGAUUAGUGAGACAAUGUACAAAAUCAAAAUAUAUACAGAUGCAAUAAUGUGAAUAGCUAGGAUUUAUUAAAUGCACUAUCUUCAGAUAUUUA